Molecule: messenger RNA, 336 nt
Organism: Cylicostephanus goldi
Lineage: Eukaryota; Metazoa; Nematoda; Chromadorea; Rhabditida; Strongylidae
Source: the annotation of a GenBank genome assembly
CUGAGAUCCUCCGGCAAAUCGUCGUCAAUACGAUCGUUCCAAGAUCCUUGCAUUUCGGAUGCUAUUGUCGUUCUGGAUCUAAUCGAUGCGAUUAAACCUAAUGUCAUCAAUCAAAGCCUGAUAAAAACUGACAAAAGUUUGGAGAGCAGAAUGGAGAACGCCAAGUAUGCUAUCACAUGUGGCCGAAAAAUCGGUGCCAAGAUUUACGCAUUGCCCGAGGAUAUUGUCGAGGGGAAACCAAAGAUGGUAAUGACUGUGUUUGCCUGCCUUAUGGCGCGCAGCUACAUGCCGGACAUGAGGGAAUCGGCUGCACCUGUAACGCCAAUGAUGAGCUAG